Messenger RNA from Guillardia theta CCMP2712, 1171 nucleotides. RefSeq lists its product as hypothetical. The record is from RefSeq and is a predicted model, not a curated record. The transcript has 12 exons. Gene Ontology annotation, molecular function: protein binding. Lineage: Eukaryota; Cryptophyceae; Pyrenomonadales; Geminigeraceae. The coding region runs from base 1 to 1110 and encodes 369 amino acids.
AUGCAGAACCCUGGGCAUGUGCACAGGUUCUGCAAAAGCCAGUCCGUAGAGAUCAAAAACAAUUUCGAUGAGAACAUGAUUCUGAAUCUCUCCGACAUUCUUCACGAGAUUCUUAUCUACCUACCAGCGGAAGAGAUUGGCAAGGUUAUGAGCACAUGUCGAAUGAUCUAUGCGAUCAGCAAUUCAGAACACCUUUGGAGGAGAUUGGCGUUUCGGGAUUUCCCACCUCAUCUUUCUGUGUGGGACAUGAGCAACCAAGACUCCACAUUGGAAUGGAAAUCUUUGUACAAGAAGGCUCACACUGACUACAUAAACCUUCGGGGAAUUUAUGCAAUUGGCGGCUGUUGCAAACGUUUGCAAGCACUUUGCACUGUCUACAGAUUCGAGGUCGAUCAGAGAAUCUGGAGAGAGGUUCCUGAACUUCAGCAUCCUCGUUUUUUCGCGGUUGCCGCAGAGCUGCAAUCCAAGUUGUACAUUAUGGGUGGUAUGCAGGGGGCUUUUGAACGGCUAAGAUCGUCUCAUUGUGCUGCUGUCCUGCACUCGAAAAUUUACGCUAUUGGCGGUGACAACUUGCGAGGCGCUCUAUCCAGUGUUGAACGCCUGAAUACUGAACAAGGAAAAUGGGAGCGUGUUGCUGACCUUGCUGGUGGCCUGGACAACAACAAGAAUGUCUUGGACUCCGUAGAACGUUACGAUGAAUCCAUUGACAAGUGGACCGUAGUGACGUUCAUGCCAUCGCCAAGAGUGUGCAUGCAAUUGGUUUCUGUUUCUGGGAGAUUAUACUUUGCUGGUGGAUUUGAUGAAAUGUUGCAACGAACAGGGGCAGUAGAAAGCUAUAAUCCGUCAUCAGGGUCUUGGAAGAACAUGGCUAGUCUCAAUCGAGAUCGUGGUAGCUUUGCUCUGGUAGCUUUGGGUGGAGUCCUGCAUGUAAUUGGGAGCAAGCCGGAUCAAUCAGGUUCAAAAUGCUCCAUGGAAAGGUACAACUAUGAGUUGGAUCGUUGGGAUGAUAUCGCGAGGCAGUCGAUUGAGGGUGGAGGCGCUGAGGGAAAGUGGAUCCCUGGAAGCGACUAUUUUCAUUCGUGCAGAGCAUUUCAUUCGUUCAUGUUGUAACAUCUUGUGAGAUUCCUAUUGUUUUUUCAUUCAUUUCCUGUGAAUAGAACUGUGCAAAACC